Bacillus rossius redtenbacheri is the source of this 2483-nucleotide messenger RNA. RefSeq lists its product as uncharacterized. The coding region runs from base 169 to 1068 and encodes 299 amino acids. The transcript has 4 exons. The record is from RefSeq and is a predicted model, not a curated record. Lineage: Eukaryota; Metazoa; Arthropoda; Insecta; Phasmatodea; Bacillidae. Gene Ontology annotation, cellular component: nuclear body. Gene Ontology annotation, biological process: positive regulation of DNA-templated transcription.
CUGGCUAGCCCUGAACCAGUUCAGCUGAAUUGGAUUUCAAUGCGGAUUAGCUCUUUCGAUUACGAUUCUCAAAGCUUUGGAUAGUUCGUUCAUGUUUAAUGCAUAGCAUUACCGUUUCCUUCGCAUUGGGAAUCUGCAUCUGGAUUAUCUCUUUAGUGGCUACUUAGAAUGCUGCCUCAAGUUAUGCAGUCGAACGAGCAAAAAUACAUGUGGAAUCAUGCCGGAACCACUUUACUUAUUUCCAUUUGGUCCGACAGUUCUGUGCAGAAACAGUUGACAGCAACGCUUAGAAAUCAACCAGUAUGGGACGCGAUAGGUCGGUAUCUAACCAAAAAAGGAUUUCGCGUUAGUGGAAAACAAUGUCGCACAAGAAUUAAAAACCUGCUGGUCCGAUACAGAGAGAUAAAAAAGAAGUCUUCCCAUCUACUUGGAAGCGGCAUUGAAGCGUUUUACGACGCUAUUGACAGAGUAAUGAAAAAUAAAACUCUCAGUACUGUAGUUUCGACUGUGUCCCAAAGUAUUCAAAAAGUGUCCGCAGACUCGGAGCUGGCGGAGCUGGUCUCGCGAGACUGCCGCACCCCGGCUGGCCCCGGCGACAGGCUCGCGAUCAAGACAGAGGUCGGCUCUCCUCGGUCAGAAGAAUGCAGCAUCCCGCCGAUGCAGGAGGCUUCAAGUGAUGUGUCGCGCUUCCAGAACUUCUUGAAGGAGGUUGACAUGGGAGCAGCGGAGCAGACUGCGUCCCCCGGGUCGUCCGCCGCCAGCCACGUGCCUCCGAGUCACCACGACACGGCUGCCAGCUACCAGCUGCUAGAGCGCACGGUGCUGCGGCUGCUGGAGGCACAGAGCACGGCCGUGUCCAGCGUGCUGGCUGCGCAGAACGACUUCCUGCUGAAGGUGCUGGAGGCAGACCGGGAGCGCCACGCUCGCCUGGAGUCGAAGCUGGACCGGAUCCUGGAGCGACUGGAACGGGUGCCCGGCACGGCCCAGGAGACACGGCUGGCACGCCUGCUGGACCGCCUGGAGUGGCUGCUGCCCGCCGCGCUCCCCAGGACGCACAGCUGCAGCUAGGUGCCCGGCACGGCUGUCCUGCUGUUCGUGUGCAAGGUCACAUCCAUAAAUACUGAUCUGAAUGUUAAGUUUUACAACCACAGCUCUUUUAUAUGGUUUGACAAUUACCAUAUGUGGCGAAAUUGCUUAUAGUUAAUUAUGUCGGAUUAUACAAGUUUUUUGAUGCCAAAUGAACAACAAUUCAAUUGUUUAAAAUAUUAGCAGUGCGCCAAGCACUCAAGCUAGAUGUUUGUCAAACUAGACAUAGAUUAUUGUCUUUACUUUGUGUCAGUUACUGAAAAUGACGAACACCUAGGUGGAAGACAUGAACGAAAGGAAUAAUGUGCCACAAUAUUGAAACUUCUCGAGUGCCUGUGGGAGAAGUCACUGCGAGUAAGACGAUGGCGCGCAGCCAGAGCACAAGUUCACCAAAGACAGUAGUCUAUUGACCGUGGCAGGUGAAUCAAGAACUCAGAGAACUGCAUACUUAGUGUGCCAUCAUUACACACAAGCAACCAAGCACUAUGGCCGUGAACCUUCCUGGGACUCGCUGGCGUGUUAGUCCUCAGUAGACCAAGUCCAGAUGCAGGUCGAGGGUCGUGGCUGAGGGGUUGGGGGAAGGGUGAUAAGAGGAGAUGAAGUGGCAAAGGCAGUGUUUUUUGAAAGGUGCUGAGCAGUCCACGUGCCUGCUCUCCUGAGGAUCAUCAGCCAUCAGCAGUGCAGUGAUACAUCUCCCGGCUCAGCAUCCUGCAUUUACAUGGAGCAGCCUCUCCAGCAUCCGACGCAGUCAGUGGGUCUACCUCUGUCGGCACUGCAAGCACCGUUCCUGUUUCAAGAAGAACGAGGUUCUUACUGGCAACACUAUUUACAUACAGGUGCACCAUCCAUUAUCCGAAAUUCCAAAAUCCGAACAGCUCUAAAAUCCGAAAUUUUUUUCGAAACUUCAACGUCCGCGAUAUUGUUCGCAGUUGUGUGGCAAACUCAAGUCGCGAUCGCGUGACUAGUGCGAGCGAGUGACUUGGCAGCACUGCGUCAGCAAGGCAGCAUGCAAUUUGGCAACGCCGAGGCGCUGUGUUUACCGUUUGUCCGGCAAACUAGCGCCAGUUACAGCUUGCUGCUUGGCUACGAUAGGAGUUGUUUUAUCGCGUUUAGUAGUUAACCCUGUUGUUAUGCGAACGUGUUGCCAUAUUUGAAGACGGCAAUGGCAAAAAGGCAUUCCGAUAUGAAGAUGGGUGGUAGCGAAAAAAAACGAAAACACUUAACAUUAUCAAUAACUCAGAAGGUGGAAUUAUUGCGGAAACUUGAUCGCGGCGUGCCUGUACGACAACUAACAGAAGAAUACGGUGUUGGAACUACAACUGUGUACGAUUUGAAGAAACAAAAAGACAAAUUAUUUACGUUUUUUAGUGAAAGUGACGACAGAAAAGCAAUGGAGU